Messenger RNA from Zootermopsis nevadensis, 985 nucleotides. Lineage: Eukaryota; Metazoa; Arthropoda; Insecta; Blattodea; Termopsidae. The record is from RefSeq and is a predicted model, not a curated record.
AUGGAGAUGGUGGUAUGCUGUAUCCAGUGCAAGCUUGUGUUGAAUUUCCAAGUAUUUACACUUGUGUUGUCUGUGUUUACAGGGGAGAGUCGUUACACAGAUCGUUCAGGAGACACGUGGCAUACGGGAGGAGGCCCCCCACCAGCAAAACCAUUCAGCUCUAUGGGCAGUGGAGGAGUGCCUCCUAGAGACUCCUGGGGUCCAUCCAGUGACCGGAAGGGUGACAGCAGCCAAAACUGGGGAAGGCCCAUUGAUGCAGGGACCUCGGAGAGGUGGGUGACAAGCAGUGGAGGCCCAAUGGGAGUAGUGGGGCGUGGUGGUCCAAGCAUGGGCGGGCCAGGUUCAGUGUACAGCAGCCCGCAGAACGUGACAUCAAACAUGUCUGGCAUGAACAUGGGCAUGUCCAGCAGUGGUGGACCAUAUGGUGGUGAUCGCUUUGAUGCAUACAAGCAGUCGAUGGGACCCAUACGCAAGUACUAAGCAUUGUCUUAUGACAGGCCUGUGCAGUGCCAUGAUGACCAUGUGCGUUAAUAGUGAUAUUCAUGAAACCAUGUGAAAGUAGUGUUUGUCAUUAAUUCAUUUGUGAACAGAAGACAGUUCGUUAUGUCCGUGUGCCUGCAGCAUUUUAGGAAGUAAGUGAUGUGUAUGGGAGUUUAUCCAAAUAUGGAAAAUGAUACGUGUUCUGGGGCACGUGAUAAGCUACCCUUUCUUGCAAAACAAUAUAGACAUGAUUGUGUGCUAAAGGGACAGCAUUUUCAGGAAUAUUGUUAUAUGAAGCAGUGUAUAAGCGCCUGUUUGAAUAAUGGGGGUGCUGAAGUUGUUGGUUUCCAUUUAUUUCCAACAUUCAUUCCCAUGGGAUAUUUUUCUUUUCCAGAAUUAAUUCCCAUGGGAUAUCUUCUGUGUAAUUUUAGAAACUCUGAACUGAAUGUGUUGCACUGUUUCAAUGUAUGUGACUUAUUGUAAUAAAAUCUCACUUUAGAAUCAG